AACACACACACAGCUAGUAGCUUCUACCACUCGUAAGCUAUAGCUUGCUGAUAGCAUGGCGCCAUCCAAGCUUGUCCUGUUCCUCGCCCUGGCCGUCCUGGCCUUCGCGGCAGACGUGCAUGGCUGCGAGCCGUCCUGUCCUACCCCUACGCCGCCGGUCGUUCCCACCCCACCAGUCGUGCCGACGCCGUCCGGCGGUGGAUCUUGCCCAAUCAACGCGCUGAAACUGCAGGUGUGCGCCAACGUGCUGAAUCUGCUGAAGCUCAACAUUCCCGGGUUGGGGAACGACCAGUGCUGCCCGCUGCUACAGGGGCUCGUUGACCUGGAUGCCGCUGUCUGCCUCUGCACCGCCAUCAAGGCCAACAUCCUUGGCAUCAACCUUAACGUGCCCAUCGACCUUCGCCUCCUCCUCAACCACUGUGGCAAGGUCUGCCCUGCAGACUUCACCUGCCCCCUUUAAGUGACUGGUUGCGAUGAAACGUACAAUAAGUCCAUGCCUCAUCUUAUCAUCAUCCAUACUACAGCACUGCCUCGAUCUCCUUGUACGACUGCACCUGUGUUGCAAGCAGUCUUGUUGGUUUGCAUCUGCAUGUUCUCGUUUCUCGUUUGUUGUUUCUCUUUAAAUUUGGGUCCGGGUUAUCGCUGAUCGGGUGAGCUCUAUGCCUCUAUGCAAAAGCUGCCCGUUGUUCUCGUUCAUACAAACAUAUGUCUGUAACUUCAAAAACGUGAAUAAAAGUCUAUACAAGUUGUGCCCCCUCGAGGUGUAA
Panicum virgatum (switchgrass) is the source of this 767-nucleotide messenger RNA. Its product is annotated as cortical cell-delineating protein-like. The transcript has a single exon. The record is from RefSeq and is a predicted model, not a curated record. Lineage: Eukaryota; Viridiplantae; Streptophyta; Magnoliopsida; Poales; Poaceae. Bases 56 to 460 code for a protein of 134 amino acids.